GGGAAGGGCCGCACCUGCAGCCCCGGGGCGGGCCCGGCCGCGGUUAAAGCGCUCGGCGGGCGGCGCGUUCUCUAGUGGAGCCAUGGCGGCUUACGUGCGGCUGGGCACCGGGGCCAGGAUGCCCCUCAUGGGGCUGGGCACAUGGAAGUCUCCCCCAGGUAAGGUGGGAGCUGCAGUGAUGGCUGCCAUUGAUGCUGGGUACCGCCACUUCGACUGUGCCUACGUAUACCAGAAUGAGAAGGAAGUUGGGGAAGGGAUCCAGCAGAAGAUCAAGGAAGGUGUUGUGAAAAGAGAGGACCUCUUCGUUGUCAGUAAGCUAUGGUGCACGUUUCAUGACAAGCCUCUGGUGAAGGGAGCGUGCCAGAAGACUCUUGCUGACCUGAAAGUGCAUUACCUGGAUCUCUACCUCAUGCACUGGCCUUUUGGUUUGAAGGCAGGAGAGGAGCUGUUUCCCACAGAUGGCAAAGGCAUGUCUAUACCCAGCCAGGCAGAUAUUCUAAACACAUGGGAGGCCAUGGAAGAGCUGGUGGAUGCUGGUCUGGUAAAAGCCAUUGGAAUCUCCAACUUUAACCGUGAGCAGACUGAGAGAGUCUUGAACAAACCAGGACUGAAGUACAAGCCUGCAAAUAACCAGAUCGAGUGUCAUCCGUACCUUUCCCAGGAGAAGCUGAUCAACUACUGCCAAUCCAAAGGCAUUACUGUGACAGCAUACUGUCCCCUUGGACGCCCUGACAGGGCUAAGCCAGAGGAUCCUUGUCUUCUGGAUGACCCCAAGAUCAAAGAGAUUGCAGCCAAGCACAACAAAACACCAGCACAGGUUCUCCUUCGCUUCCAGAUCCAGAGAAAUGUGAUUGCGAUUCCCAAGUCUGUCACACCAGAGCGCAUUGUGGAGAACUUCAAGGUGUUUGACUUUGAACUGACUGAAGAGGAGAUGACAACCCUUCUCAGCUUAAACAGAAACUGGAGAAUCUGUGGAAUGAUCAUGUGCAAAAAUCACAAAGAGUACCCUUUCAAUGCCGAAUACUGAAGAUAGCUUUAUCCUGCUCUCCUGGGGUCUAGUGAGUUUCUACUGUUGCCUGGAGUUGUCCACUAUGUAGCCUGCACACUGCCCUCACUUGGCAGGAGAGAUACAUAGUGUAUGUAUUCAGUGACUUUGCUUGGGUUUUUCUUUGGUGGAAGGAAGUAGUAAAAUUGUUCUGAAGAACAAAAUAUGGGCUAUAAUAAUUCCUCUAUAUGGCUGAAAUAGCAAAGCAGAAAAUACAGUGAACUAGCAAUUGAUUUUUGGUUUUUUUUAAUCUUUUGCUUUGCAACACCACCACUUAAGGCUUCAGGGUAAGGACAUGUGAGCACAGAAGACAGAUCCAUCCUGAAAGAAUGAACUACAUAAUCACUGCCUGAGGAUAAGAGAUAACAGUUAACUUCACUUCUAAGAGCACAGCCCAAAUCUUUCUGGGAAAGAAGAAUAAAUGGGAGAAAUGUCCAGACCUCCAGAUGCAUACCAACUCAUACUGGGCCUAUUUCAGUUACAUUCUUUUACAGCCUGAAACUGGAGAGAGAUUAGUGUUCAAUUUUAUUCUUACAAAAAAAAAAGUUUAGAUUACUCCUGGUUUGGAAGUUCUAUUCUAAUGUGAAAAACGGGUAAACCAAGCCACUUGCAUCAACAAUGUCAUUAGAAGCCGUUAUCCAUUUUCAAUUUUAAAUGAUGUCACAGGAACAUCAAGAUCUUGUCUUGAUCAAAAGUUGAAUAACAGAAGACCAACACCUGAAACUGCUGGAAAGCUGUACAGUGGUAUCACUUUGGACUGAUUUGGUUGGUAGCAGGUGCUGACAUCUGGCUACAAAAGCCCAAGUAAGAGAGACUGUGGGGAGAGGGGAGACUGGGUUAAGCAGGUGUCUGAUACUGUGCAGAAGCAGAGUGUGCAGGGUGGAACUGUUAGUAUUAAUACUGAGCUGCUGCCCAGAGCCUGACACUGGAGCAAGUGCCGUUCCCUCCAGGCUAUGCUAUGCUGUCUCACUGGCAUGGUAGCUGGGACAGGUCUCUGUUAACUGUAACUAAACGUAUGAUUAAAGCUCACGCCUCACAAAGCCUGUCCCUCAUGGUGGAGGAUGCAGGUAAGCCUUGCUGGGCAGUGCUAGGAUAGCUAGGAGGUGUUUCAACAGCGUGGCACUUCAGGGACCUGUAAGUGCAAUGUGCCUUGGGUUGGUGGACACAGGGCAUCUGCAGUGAACUACUGCAGUCUGAUCUAUAACAUCCACAUCAGAUCAAGCUGUAGGGUCUGACAAAAGCAUAUGAAGUUUGAGUUGUCUUGAGCAACAGGGUGGUCUGGAAACUUCUUAAGAACAAGAUGAUUAAGCAAAAACUACUGUUGUAAAGGUUAAUAGUAUAAGGACCCAAUGCUGACUGACAUAGCGUUUCUGCCAUACUAACUUCUAUUGUAAUUUAUUGUACAACAAAUGAAUACACUUUACAUGAGCUUGA
Molecule: messenger RNA, 2479 nt
Organism: Phalacrocorax carbo (great cormorant)
Lineage: Eukaryota; Metazoa; Chordata; Aves; Suliformes; Phalacrocoracidae
Source: RefSeq, a predicted model, not a curated record